AUGACUUGUUUCUAAACUCUAACCAACCUACUGGCCUCUCAAAAUAAGAAUGAUUAGCAAGUAUCUCAAUUAUAAACUUCUAAAAUAAUAGUUAAAGAAGCUAUAUAAAUGAAUUAAGACUAAUAAGCAAUACCAGUAUAAUCUAGAAAUCGUGAAGACAAUUAUUCAAAUGAAAAAUUGAAUCAACUUUAAAUAAAUAAUGAUAAUGCUUCUUAGAAUGUAGUAAAAAAUGAGAUGAAAUGUGAAAUAUGCUUUACUAUUGUCAGAUUAGAGGAUUUAGAUGAUCAUAUCUUUGGACAUGAAUUAGAAUUUAAAGAUGAAAUAUCUUAUUUAGAGAGUGACAAUAGUUAAGGAAAUGAAAAUUCCUAAAAUAUUCGUAAUAAGCUAGAAAAAUUGAAUGCAAUGAAAUAAUGCUUAAAGGAAAUCACAAGGUCUCAGACUACAAACAAUUAGUAUAAUUCUUCAGAACCUGGUAUUUUGGAAAAUCUUAUUGAAUAAAGAUAUAAUUAAGAUUAAAAUGAGGAAGAAAAACAACCAUUUUAAUAACAGGAUAUUUUCAACCAAUAAGAGGCCAUGCAUGUUCAAAUGCAUUAGGACAGUCUAUUCGUUAUCACAAAAAUACUUUGA
Messenger RNA from Stylonychia lemnae, 627 nucleotides. Lineage: Eukaryota; Ciliophora; Spirotrichea; Sporadotrichida; Oxytrichidae. The record is from the annotation of a GenBank genome assembly.